Molecule: messenger RNA, 1134 nt
Organism: Hyaloperonospora brassicae
Lineage: Eukaryota; Oomycota; Peronosporomycetes; Peronosporales; Peronosporaceae
Source: the annotation of a GenBank genome assembly
AUGCGCGCGGCAAUAGCUCACGGCGGCUUUACGCUCGCGCAGACCGCUGUCGCGUCCUUUGCCGCCCCGUCGAGCGACGCCGUCGAGUACGACUACGUGUUGGACUGCCAGCCGCUGGCGGCCCGUAGCGGCCUCGCCAUUGCGCUGUCCACCCACACGCUGCAGCUCCGCAGCCUCGAGACACUGGCGCUGUGCCACGAGUUUAUCGCCCACAAGAGUACGAUCCGCGAGGUGUGGACGUCGCAGGUAUCGCCGCACCAAGUGGCGACGGGCUCGAGCGACCAGUGCGUGAAGCUCUGGGACACGCGCAUGGCGCUGGCGGCCCGGACAGUGCCAGUGGGUCACGAGGUCUGGAGUCUGUCCAUUGGGUGGGAGGAGACGCUGUUGGCCGUCGGGACUGACGAGGGGGCGCUGCUGUACGACGUGCGCACGGGCGCGACACUCUGUGCGUACAGCGAGAGCCAUGUCGACGCCGUCACACAAGUGCGGUUCCACCCGACGCAGCCGGCGUUUGUCGCCACUGCUUCGGAAGAUGGCGUCGUGUGUCUGUUUGACAGCCGCAUUGCAGACGAAGACGAGGCGCUCGAGAGCGUCUUGAACGUCGAGAGCGCUGUGACGACGUUGGGGUUCUUUGGCCCCGCGCUCGAGAACGUCUACUGCCUCACGGGCACUGAGACGCUGGACCUGUGGAACAUCUGGACAGCAGAGAGGCUGCAUCACUACGACACGAUCCGAGACGACUGCAACGGCAUUGGCGUCGCAACGGACUACUUCAUUGACUGCGUGUACGACAGCAGCGCCGACGAGCUCUUUGUGCUCGGCGGGACCCACGAUGGCGACAUGAACGCUAUUGGCGUUGGGGUACAGGCUGCCUCGAAGGGACAACUGCAGCACGCAGCGGCGGUCAAGGGCGGCCAUAAAGCGUGCGUCCGCUGCUUGUACUACGACAAAGAGAGCGCGACGCUGUACACAGGAGGUGAGGACACGCGGCUUUGUCAGUGGACGGUGCCCGACACGGCGGGCGCUCGGACGAGCUAUUCUCGCAACGCGUCAUUGAGCGCUUUGAACAAGAAGGCGACGGACGUUGACCCUACAGGUAUCCGGAAAGCCCGCAAGGCUUCGCGUCCAUACUAA